Aspergillus alliaceus is the source of this 1251-nucleotide messenger RNA. Its product is annotated as cytochrome P450. Lineage: Eukaryota; Fungi; Ascomycota; Eurotiomycetes; Eurotiales; Aspergillaceae. The coding region runs from base 1 to 1251 and encodes 416 amino acids. The record is from RefSeq and is a predicted model, not a curated record. Gene Ontology annotation, molecular function: iron ion binding; monooxygenase activity; heme binding. The transcript is spliced from 4 exons.
AUGUCUUCAUUGGUUCUCGUCGUACAGCUUGUUGUCUUAUAUUUUACUUUGAAGAUCAUCUGGAUGGUCUACUUUCAUCCUCUUCGCAACCUUCCCGGGCCUAAAAUGUGGAUCGCAUUUCCCGUUCUUCGUUUUUUCGCUCUUUCCAGGGGCCAACUAGAGGCUAAAAUGAGACAUUUCCACAACCAAUAUGGCGAAGUUGUUCGCUUUGGCCCAAAUGAAGUCUCUUUCAUCACUGCUCAGGCAUGGAAAGACAUAUACGGCCAUGGUCACCAACAACUCCCGAAGGUGUUGCAUUCAACAAGUAACCCGUCUGACAUUAUUAGCGCCAAUAAUGCGGAUCAUAGCCGUUUCCGCCGGUCCUUGGCUUACGCAUUCUCUGCAAAUGGCCUGCAAUCUCAAGAACCCAUUAUUCAAAAAUAUGCCGACCUUUUGAUAGAAAAACUGAAGAUUGCUGCCACCUCAACGGUACCAGAAGUCGACAUGUAUCACUAUUGGGUAUCGACCAUUUUUCUGGCAAUCCGGGGUGUGGCCCUUGUGCAGUUCAAAGAUGCCUAUCCGCUCUUGUUCAGAGCGUUAUCCCUUUUCGUGACAUCGAAACGUCUGAUGAAGGCCCGCCAAAGACAAAUCGAAUAUAGCAGAGCCACUAUUCAGAAGCGCCUACGGAAUGGUGUUCAGAGAGAGUGUGCGGACUUCAUUGACAGCGUGCUGAGGCACCCCGCUUUACUUUCUGGAAUUACCUAUUGGCUACUUCGAACACCCCAUGCCAUGAGAAACCUCGCACAAGAAAUAAGAUCUACAUUAAAAACGAAGCACGACAUCACAGUAACCAGCACGGCCAGCUUACCAUAUCUGCUCGCAUGCCUGAAAGAAGGCCUUCGGGUGUACCCGCCGGCACCCUCUGGGCAACAACGCAUGACAAGCCCUGGGCCUUCUCAUAUAUCCGGCCAUCUCAUACCCCCAAAUCUGGCAAAUGCUAAAGACGACGAAUCUUCGCCUUUUUACAAUGAUAAUCGGGACGUGCUCCAGCCAUUCUCAACGGGAGCAAGGAAUUGCAUAGGGAGAGAACUAGCAUAUAGCGAGUUACGUGUUAUUCUGGCACGGGUACUUUGGACUUUCGACUUGGAACUGCUUGAGGAUAGCAAAAAUUGGGAUCUACAACGCUCCUACCUGGUAUGGGAGAAGCCUCCGCUGAUGUGCAGAUUGAAAUUGAGCGAUAAAGAAGGCUCCGGAAUAACUAACGAGGGCUAG